AUGAGAGAAAUUAUUCAUAUAUCAACUGGUCAAUGUGGUAACCAAAUCGGUGCUGCCUUCUGGGAAACUAUCUGUGGCGAACACGGUUUGGACUUCGACGGGAACUACCAUGGAACCUCAGAUCUACAAAAAGCUAGACUAGGUGUCUACUUCAAUGAAGCAUCCUCCGGAAAAUGGGUCCCAAGAUCCGUCAACGUAGACCUGGAACCAGGUACCAUCGACGCCGUAAGAAACUCGUCAAUGGGAAACUUGUUCAGACCAGACAACUACAUCUUUGGCCAAUCCUCAGCUGGUAACGUUUGGGCAAAAGGUCAUUACACUGAAGGUGCUGAAUUGGUAGAUUCAGUCUUGGAUGUCAUCAGAAGAGAAGCUGAAGGUUGUGACUCUUUACAAGGUUUCCAAAUCACCCACUCCUUAGGGGGUGGUACCGGUUCAGGUAUGGGUACUUUGUUGAUUUCAAAAAUUAGAGAAGAAUUCCCUGAUAGAAUGAUGGCCACUUUCUCAGUGGUACCUUCACCAAAGACUUCAGACACUGUCGUGGAACCAUAUAACGCCACUCUUUCUGUUCAUCAAUUGGUAGAACACUCCGACGAAACUUUCUGUAUAGAUAACGAAGCUCUUUACGAUAUCUGUCAAAGAACUUUGAAACUAACUCAACCUUCAUAUGGAGACUUGAACAAUUUAGUAUCAAGUGUUAUGUCAGGUGUAACAACGUCUUUACGUUUCCCAGGUCAAUUGAACUCAGAUUUGAGAAAAUUGGCUGUAAAUUUAGUUCCUUUCCCAAGAUUGCAUUUCUUCAUGGUCGGUUACGCCCCUCUAACCGCUUUAGGCGCUCAAUCUUUCAGAUCAUUAACCGUACCAGAAUUGACUCAGCAAAUGUUCGACUCUAAAAAUAUGAUGGCCGCCUCAGACCCUAGAAACGGUAGGUACUUGACUGUCGCCGCUUUCUUCAGAGGUAAAGUAUCCGUCAAGGAAGUUGAAGAUGAAAUGUUGAAGAUCCAAACUAGAAACUCUUCUUAUUUCGUAGAAUGGAUUCCAAACAAUGUGCAAACCGCCGUUUGUUCUGUAGCUCCAAAGGGUCUAGACAUGGCUGCCACCUUUAUUGGUAACUCCACUUCCAUUCAAGAAUUAUUCAAGAGAGUAGGUGAUCAAUUCAGUGCUAUGUUCAAGAGAAAAGCGUUCUUACAUUGGUAUACUAGUGAAGGUAUGGACGAAAUGGAAUUUUCUGAAGCAGAAUCAAAUAUGAACGAUCUAGUAAGUGAAUAUCAACAAUACCAAGAAGCUACUGUAGAAGAUGACGAAGAAGAUAUAGAUUAUGGUAAUGAGAACCAACCAAUGGUUGAAAAUUUCGAAUAG
Messenger RNA from Vanderwaltozyma polyspora DSM 70294, 1356 nucleotides. RefSeq names its product beta-tubulin (gene TUB2). Gene Ontology annotation, molecular function: GTPase activity; structural constituent of cytoskeleton; GTP binding. Gene Ontology annotation, cellular component: cytoplasm; microtubule. The record is from RefSeq and is a predicted model, not a curated record. Gene Ontology annotation, biological process: microtubule cytoskeleton organization; mitotic cell cycle. The coding region runs from base 1 to 1356 and encodes 451 amino acids. The transcript has a single exon. Lineage: Eukaryota; Fungi; Ascomycota; Saccharomycetes; Saccharomycetales; Saccharomycetaceae.